Messenger RNA from Penicillium argentinense, 5808 nucleotides. RefSeq names its product MYB DNA-binding domain protein. Gene Ontology annotation, biological process: regulation of transcription by RNA polymerase II. The transcript has 2 exons. Bases 1 to 5808 code for a protein of 1935 amino acids. The record is from RefSeq and is a predicted model, not a curated record. Gene Ontology annotation, cellular component: Set3 complex. Lineage: Eukaryota; Fungi; Ascomycota; Eurotiomycetes; Eurotiales; Aspergillaceae.
AUGGCAUCCCGAUUUCCUCCAUCAUCCGGGUUCAACUCCCGCGACCGCUCCCCCCAGCGCUUUGGGGAUCGCCGCCCGCCUGCCGCCCGGGGUCUCGACGAUGGCAGUCCUUCAUUUGGCAGAGAACCCCCGCGUGGCCCCCGUGCUCUAGUCGAUUCACCGCGAGGUGGCCCCUAUGGCGGUGGCCGAGGCCGUGGUUAUGGACGCGGCGACUUUAGAGACCGGGACCGCGACCUCCGAGACCGAGACCGUGACCGUGAUCGUGACUUUCGGGAUACUCGCGAUGCCCCCCCAUUUCGACGGGAUCUGGACCGUGACUGGGUUCGCCGAGACCGCGAUUUUGACCCCCGCGACAACAGGGGUGGCUUUGGACGAGGCCGCUCCCGCUCGCCCACCCGCGACUUUCGCGACUUAAGAGAACCUCCCGGCCGGGAUUUCGACCUUGUGCGCAUGCGACGCAAUUCCCGCGACAGCCUUCUCUCAGCUUCCUCAGGCGGCCCCGAUGGACCCCCACCCAGUGUCAGUCACCGAGGCGGUGGCUCAAUGCGUGGACGCGGGCGUGGGGAUUGGGACGGAGGCCGAGGUCGGGGGCGCCCUCCCUAUCAUGAUGAUCGUGAGCUGUUCCGGCGACGCAGCCGCUCCCGGGAUACCUGGCGCGAACGUGGAAGGGAUCGGCUGCCUGAUCGGAUGCCCGACCGAAUGUCUGAUCGUGAUCGAGACCGAGACGUGGACCGGGACCGCCCCUCUGCCAUGGUCGACCGUAUCGCAGACCGAGACCGCGAUCGAGAUAUGCGUGAUCGAGACCGAGACCGAGACGUCGACCGACGAGACCGUUUCGACCGUCGAGAGGAAUGGGAUGUGCGGCGACCUGAACGUGAUGAUCGAGACCGGCCACCAGAGUCGUGGAAGAGAGGCGACCGACCUCCUAGCCGAGCGGAUAAUCGUGGCUCAGUAGGCCCGGCCUCGUCUAUCCAGCAUUCUGCGUCGUUAGCCGCCCCUGCGUCUGCACCCGCGCCCGAUCGUUUGCUGGAGCAGCCACCCUCAGACCAGAACCGCAAGGGAUCUAUUUUCUCAGGUUUAUCUGGACCCGAUGUUCGACGUGAUAGCGAGCGCUCAGAGGCCCCUCUCCGACCAGAACCGUCCAAGGAACCGCCAGUACAGGCUGCUCAAAAUUCACCUCCACCGUCAGCUCCACAAGUCCCUGCGUUUGGCUCUGUCCCUACUCCAAUUCCGACAUUUUCUACGGCCAAAGGAACCUCCGAAGGGCGCACGGGUCAUGAUGCACCGGCGCCGGCAGAGAAAGACCGUCCUGCACCCUCAGUACAACCUCCGACAGGUUCCAAGGCAGAUCGCCGCGAUCUGUCUCAGCAAUCAGACACAGGUCACCACCAGGAGGAGCCAGUUCGAGCCGCAAGAACAUCCGCACAAUUAUCCGAACAAUCUCCGCCAACUGCUCCCGCUGCUAUGGCCAAGCGAGACUCGGUCUCUGCGUCCACUGAGCCACACGCCCCUCCCAAAUCCAGCGCUUUGAAUUCUUCUCCAACCCUUACACGACUUCCGCUGCCAGCCCCACCGCCGCUUUCUAAAGAACCAUCUACCUCACCUCGACUGUCAUCAUCAAACAUCCCCACGGCCCCGCGAGCAUAUCAACAUCGACAAGAACAACUACAAGCUCUAUCGCCACGGGGUCCCAACAAAGGCAAUAAACCAUGGGUUCGUCGCAGUUUCAGCCGUGGUCCAUCUACCCCAAAUGCGCCGCCUCAGAAGGAAAGCGAGGAGCGUGAUGGCUUUCCUCUAGCAGAGGAGGAGAAAUCUCAGCGCGAAAUCGGGGCUGCGACCCCCGAAUUCGCAGAACGGCCAGAAAAGGCCAACCCUCCUUCUGCCGUAGAGCUUGUCAAACACCGUUCUCCGACAUCGCCCUCUAUGAGACUACCCAUUCGUAGUAGCCCACCGCCCGUGCCGACUGUCGAGGAAGGACCUGGGAGUGAGCCGGAACAACCGAAGAUGGAGGAUUCGGCGAUCAUUCCUGACUUCGGGCAAUCAACAGACGAGGAAGAAGAAAAUGUUGUCUUUAAUCAAGAAUACCUAGAGGAGCGGAAGCGGAUUUUUGAGAAGGAUAUGCAAUCUCUUCGAGCCGAGCUGCCUCUGUCGCCUUUGGAAGACCCGGACCUUCAAUCUCUAUUGCUCCGAAUUCAGCUUCUCGGCAAGAUAGCCCAAGAGCAGAUGCCAGAGCAACAUUUCGAACCGCUUCCAUCGGUGGAGGAUGAAGAACCCCCGACCAUCGCCACGAGCACAGCGUCAAACAAUGAGCGAGUGGUGUCCUUCGCCCCGACAGCCCCGACACAGGAGCCGGAAGCGGUUUCGCAAACAUUCGUCCCGCCAGUUGUACUUCAUGACGAGAUCACCAUCGAUAGCUUGCCCUUCCUGAACUCAGGUCCUCCAACUCCUAUCUCGGACCUCGAGGUAUCUCACGAUAAUGCGGCUCAGCUCGAUAAUUUCAAGGACAUUUUUCGCAGCGAGCUUUCCAAAAGAAAGAAAGAGAUUGCGACGAAGAACGCCGGUUUGAGGGAGGAGUACAUGUCCUACUACAAGCCCUGGCGGCUUACAGUAUGGGAGCUGGAUCGCAAGAAAGACAAGAAGCCCAUGACGCCGGGCCCAGCGUCACCGCCGGCACCCACCCUCCCACCUUCCCCUGCACCCGUCCCAGAAGUGCGAGAAGGACGUCGAUACAAGGGCAAUAGCGAACUGGAUUUCCUCAAUGCACUGAAAGCCUCCGAAAUCUCCGCCCAAGAAGAACUGGAGCGGCGAAGAACCAAAAUGGCGACUGCCCGCCCUGAUCUGUCUCGGGAGGCUAUCAUUCCCGACAUGUUAGAACCGCAGGAGAAGAAGGCCUGCAUAUACAAGGAUGUCAACAACACAAUUGAUCCCAACCAGGCUAUGGAUGUGUUUGGCUUUUUCCUGCCGCCUAACGACUUCACCAAGGAGGAGCACGGCAUGUUUACGGACGCCUUUAUGGCACAUCCCAAGAGAUGGGGUAAAAUCGCCGAGUCAUUACCCGGCCGAGAUUUCCGGCAGUGUAUUGUCCAUUACUAUCUCACCAAAGAAGAGAUUAAGUACAAGGCAAAACUCAAUAAGAGAUGGAGUCGUCGUGGGAGAGGAAAGACCAGAUCUUCCCGCCCCAAGUCUAAUGCGCUUAUUGCUGAUCUAGGAGUAGUCAAACCAGACCUCGAAGGUGAAGACGAAAUGCCUCAAAUCACCGAAACAGGACGUCCGCGUAGAGCUGCGGCGCCUACUUUUGGUGAUUCGAACGAUCCCGAAGGCAGCACGCCUACCCGCCGGGGCCAGUCUACAAAGGAUGGCGAGGUCAUCGAAAAGUCUUCAACCAGCCGACGUGGUGGACGUGGAGGAGCGCGUGCGCAAAGACGCACCAAGACCACCGCCCAGCAAGACCCCAAGACCCAGGGCCAACCUGCGAGCAACAUUCCUCUCGCGGCCCCGCCGAGAAUCGAAGUGGGUGCUGAUGGGCUCAUCGAAAACUCCCUAGGAGCCUUGCCCCAGGACGGGGAAGCGGUCACAAAGGACAUGGCCCUCCCUGCCAGUCGGUCGAGACCUGGGCGUGGCAGAGCCAAAGAUGGCAUGUAUGUCUUCGAAUCUACCGAAACAGAACCUGUCAUGGCCCCCAAACAAGCCGAAACGGGCUAUGGCUCCUUGCAACCGACCAGCUACUGGUCUGUUCCCGAGCAACGCGAUUUUCCCCGACUGCUGGCACAUUUUGGUCGUGACUUUGAAGGCAUUUCGAAUUUUAUGAAGACUAAGACAACCGUGAUGGUGAAAAACUACUUUCAGCGCCGCCUGGAUUCGGGACAGAAGGAUUUCGAAGAAAUACUUCUAAUCGCAGAGGACAAGAAAGCCCGGGGAGAAGCCACCGGACCUCUUCCUGUGCCCAGUGUUGCUCCGAAGCGACGGUAUGAGGCGACACCAUCCGCUAUCGUUCCUCGUCCCUUGGCUCCUCACGGUGAACUCAUGACCGAGGCGGACGAGACACGUUACAACCUUAAAGGCAAACCCCUGGCGAUGUCCCCGCAGCCAGUUUCACUCCAUGGACAUCCUCUUCCAGAAGCCGAACGUGGCCCAGGUCGCUAUCCGACGCUCGCUCAAGCCUCCGCUGCGGCGGCGGUACCUCCAGUCGCCGCUACCCUUGGUGAUGAUGCUUCCCGUGCUAUGCGAGCCCAGGCAGGACCCCCGUCUCGCAUUCAAGGUCCGCGUUUGGGUUACUUCACAGAGGAACGAAGAGACUCGAGCCUGCUCCCGCAUUCCUCAUCACGGGCUCAAGAUAUCCCUCCCCACCCGGCGGACUUGGCUCGAAUGGACCCUUUGGCCCAACCUGCGUAUAUGUCUACGCAGGCUCCGACCCUUCUUCCCUCCACACAUUCUCGCCAUCCCAGCCUGACUCAGACUCCUGCAUCGCCAACGCAGUUAUCAAGGCCGGACAUCGAUGUCCCUUCGACGCACCGCGAUCCCUUUGGUCAGAGGGGGUAUUAUCCACUGUCGAAUCACACAGUGGGAAUAUCCCACUCUCCUCGGCCUGUCUUGUCUCCUGUUAAAGAUAUUCCACGGGCAAGUGCUACACCGGCUCCCGAGGCUCCUCGUCAAGUUCCGGCGAAGCGGUCCAAUAUCAUGAGUAUCCUGAAUGACGAGCCCGAGGAUCCUCAGCCACGAAAGCGAUUCGCUAGCGAAGCGCCCUCUGCUCCGAUUUCUGUUUCGACUUCAACAUCUAGAUCUGCCUACCCAGGCACAGGCACAACUCGCUCGGAGGAAGUCGUCAAGCCUGCGGGUUAUGGCCAGCAAGGACAAUAUGCGCCGCAUUCGCGUGGCUAUGCAGAGUAUCCUGGCUAUGGACCUCCCCCGGCUGGCGGGUCAGCUACGUCCGCGAACAAUGACUGGAUGGCACGGUUCGAUCCCCGGGCCCCUCAAGCUGGACCACCACAGGCGGGGCCGCCGCCGCCGCCAAGCAGUCGCCCUGCCCCAUCCGUGGCAGCUCAAAGUCCCUUCUCGCCCUAUGGUUCUGCACCAUCCCAGCCGCCGGGGUCAUUGAACAACAUUCCUGCUCCUUCUCCUGCGCCGACACCACCUCCUGCUGCCUCCCAAAGAUCUGCGUACCCGAAUGUCUUCUCACAGCCACCCUCGGGCCAGCCAGCCGCCAGCGUUCGUGAUAUGCCAUCCCAGCCCUCGGCAUAUCGGGCUGUUUCUCCUCCGCCGCGGGCAAGCAGCGCGGCCUUUGGUUCCCGGCAAGAACCUCCACCGCCAGCCCAAUCGUCACCUGGUCUCUUUGGUCUACCACCUCGCCAGAAUGGCUCUCAGUCCGCAUAUGUUUCGGGUGCAGCUUCCACGCCAGCAUCGGCCCAGCCUCAUAGCCAAAGCUACCAGCAACAUGUUCAGACUCUGGUAAGUGGGUCUCACCGCUCGACCCCGGUCAGCAUGCCUGGAGUUCCUCCACAGUAUGGGCACAGCACUCCGCCCCCACAAGCGCAAGGCGGUCGCUCCAUGCCAUCGCUGACUAGUACGCUGGGACGUUCGUACACUCCUCCAUCCGCCUUACAUCCCUCGGUAGGCAGCAGCGGCAUGGCCUACGCACCACCGCCACCAUCAACACCAGGAGCAAUGCCACCACUUCAGCAACGGCCCCCGGGGCCAGGUUCGCUGGCAGAUCCUGCACCGCCGUCUGCUCAUCACCGCGUGUACAGUCAAGGUUCGACGCAGGGUGGAUUGCCAGGCCCAUUGCAUCCGCCGUCGCAACCUCCUCGCUAA